This is a messenger RNA of Argentina anserina (silverweed cinquefoil), 2236 nucleotides long. RefSeq lists its product as uncharacterized. Gene Ontology annotation, cellular component: precatalytic spliceosome. NCBI's taxonomy places the organism in Eukaryota, Viridiplantae, Streptophyta, Magnoliopsida, Rosales, Rosaceae. The coding region runs from base 165 to 1907 and encodes 580 amino acids. Gene Ontology annotation, molecular function: snRNA binding; mRNA binding. The record is from RefSeq and is a predicted model, not a curated record. Gene Ontology annotation, biological process: mRNA splicing, via spliceosome. The transcript has 3 exons.
AUUACUUAUUUCAUAAAAGUCAUAUUUGCUUGCAUAGAGAUUAAAAGCAUUCUUUAUGGGAAUUAUGGCUAUGAUAGUGUAGUGUGGUAGAACUUUAACAUGAUUAUUCAGUUGUCUGUAUGGUUCUGCGUUGGGUUGUCACUUGUUUUGGUUGAAUAAAUUGCAUGGAUAAUGUCUCACAAGUGAGCUCAAUAGAAAAUAUGGAUGAUUGUCUUGAAAAUGAUGAAUCUAUGCUGGCCACAGAAUCUGACAUAAAAUUUGCAGUUGAUAAAGUUGAUCAUGGUUUUGUGGAUGAAAAAAGCUUGGGUAGAAGGGAUGAUUCCUAUGAGGAACUCAACCAACAUCAGCGAGAGACUUCUCACUCACAAUGUGCAGACUUCAGAGAUCAAAUUUUAGAAUCUCCAGAAAAAUCUUUUCCUGUGCCCAUUGAUUAUGAUCAUGACAAUGCUAUAGAAGCAAAACCUGAUUUUCAAGAGAGGAAUCAGUCCAGAAACAAUGAUAGAAGUCAUCACCAAGGUGAGAUGGAAGAGUUGCAUGGCAGUAAUUCUUUUAAAACCUCCUCUCAAUCUCAGUUGCAAACUUUUGAGAAUGAAAUGGGAACUGAAGAUUCUCCCAAUUCACAGGAGUCUCAUCUGACAGAAAGUAUGGACCAGGGAGCUGGAGAUUCUGCUUUAUUUAGAACUAUCAGCUUAGAGAAGUUACAAGAUGAUUCAGUUAUGUCUUCCAUUUGUGGAAUAGAAAAGGAAGCUACUGAUCGGCAAACAGAGCAGUCAUUAUCUUCUCCCAAAUCACACUGGUUGGAUACUGAACCUAUCAAAGAUGACUCCCCAGGCGAGAAGAGACUACGAGGAGUACCCCAGUCUGACCUUCAGUUUCUUGGAAGAUCAGCCAGAGGAUCAGUAUCUUCUAUGACUGGGAUACAAAUUUCAGUUUCACCUGAAGGUUCUCCACUGCCGCUCCAUUCUCUCCAUGACCAUAAGCAAAGAUCUUCUCAGCAAGGUUUUCCAGACCCAUCAUAUGAACCCCGAUCUCAUAGGGAGAGAAUUUCUUCACCUGAAAGGUUUGAUGUGCAUACAGAAGUUGUCCUUGACCAUUUAUCUCCAUUGAGGAAGACAACUUCUUCUACACAUGGCAUUAGAAAUGAAUCCCUAAAGUCCCAUCACUCGUCUCCAGUUCAUCGGAAAAGGAACAGGUCAGAGUCACGAUCACCCUCUCGGCGUAGAGAUUCUCCCACUCGGCACAGAGGUUCACCCACUCGGCACAGAGUUUCACACAGUCAGCACAGAGUUUCAUCCACUCGGCGUAGACAUUUACUGAUUCGACAUAGAGUUUCACCACCUGGGCAUAGAGGUUCCCUCACUCGGCAUAGACAUUCCCCCACUCGGCUUAGAGAUUCUUAUGCCUACCAGAGAGAUGAUCGUGAUAGAAAUCGAUCAAGGUCCCCGAAUCCGAAAUUGUAUCAUGGACCAAGGUCCCCUUAUUCAAGAGCCCAUUAUAGACCAAGAUCCCCUUAUUCAAGAGACCAUCAUGGACCAACAAGUAGGCAAAGGCAAUCUCCAAGGCACAGAUCCCCUCAUCAUGAACAUCAUAAUUCUCAUCACAGGUCUUCUAGAAGGGCACCUUGGUCACCACCUUCUAAUAGAAAAACCGGAUUAGGGAAACCUGGUAGAAAUUUAUUUGUUGCAGGUUUCAGCUUUGUAACUUCAGAGAGAGAUUUGGAAAGGAAGUUCUCUAGGUAUGGACGGGUACAAGAUCUUCGUAUUGUUAGAGACAAGAGGUCUGGAGAUUCGCGUGGAUUUGGAUUUUUGACCUUGGAUAGUGAUGAAAAUGCUGAUGCGGCGAUCAGAGAUCUAGAUGAGACUGAAUGGAAUGGUCGGAUUAUUCUCGUGGAAAAAUCAAAAACUUGAGGAAGCAUGCAUUGGCAACCUCAUCACAGCUAGAGAUUGGAACCUGUCUUGGUUGGUUAAUCUUGUAAUUACUGAUCUUAAUACUGUCCACCAGAAUCAUUGACUCACAGUAAUCACCUAUGGCACAUAUAUAUCAUGGGAUAUAUUAUACAGUAUAAAAGUAUUAUGUCAUCAAAUUGAAUGAACUCUAAUAUCUUCUUUGUAGGAACUAAAAUGUCAUCAAAUUGCUCGUUUUUUUUAAUGUUUCUUUUUUGCAACGUGCAAAUAACGGUUUAAGUUGCACAGAAUCUGUACAUUUGCAAGUACAUCCUCGUUGAAAUCAGCCAGAA